UGUGUAUUAGUGUAGAAUAAAUCCACAAUUCUUUAGCGCACCGUGCGAGGUUCGAUUAAAAUUGUUGUUCCUUCUUAAAAUCAUCUGUUUACGAUUUCUCAAAGUACGAUGGAUAAUAAAAUACUGAAACAGGUCACUGACAAAGCUCGGCGAAGACCAUAAAAUGAAUCCUAGCUGUUACGGAUUUUGGACUUCGUAGUCACAUACCUAGGAACGACCUCUGUUCUGGAUCGUCUGACAUUUUGCGACGGCAACUGUACCAUUGAGUGCUUACCCUGCUUACUCCAUCUCCAUCGUGUUUUGUAUUUUUGACUGUACUUUGGUAUCAGUGUAGUGAUGAUGCGACUUCAAUAAUCGGACGUGAUUCAAUGAGGAUGGACAAAAUGUAGACCGACGUCGUUGUCCAUCGUUGAAGGCAUCGUCCGGGAAGUGUGUUAAUGAGAUAGAGAAAUCUUAAAGGACCGCAAGUUUUCUUAGAACGCAUAUCGAUCCUCCCGCAGGCAAUGAAUCUUUCUUGCCUGUCGUGCUAUGUUUGUAAACUGUUGUCCUUGCUAAUAGGAGAUCGGUGAAAUAAUCACGAUCAAGGAUGGAAAUCGUCGGGGAUUACGAGUACAAUUCAAAAGAUCUGAUAGGGCACGGCGCGUUCGCCAUGGUCUUCAGAGGUAGACAUCGCAAAAAACCAAAUUUCGUAGUGGCAAUCAAAAGUAUCACGAAGAAAAGCUUGGCGAAAUCGCAGAAUCUCCUCGGGAAGGAAAUCAAGAUUCUGAAGGAACUAACAGAAUUACAUCAUGAAAAUGUUGUUGCAUUGUUGGAUUGUAAGGAAUCUAAUCACAACGUCUUCCUAGUUAUGGAAUACUGUAAUGGUGGGGAUUUAGCUGAUUAUUUAAGUGCAAAAGGCACUCUCUCAGAAGAUACUAUCAGAGUGUUUCUACAGCAAUUAGCAGGUGCAAUGAAAGCCCUGCAUGCCAAAGGUGUAGUCCACAGAGAUCUCAAACCGCAAAAUAUUUUACUCAGUCAUAGUUGUGGCAAGGCCUGCCCACAGCCACAUCAAAUAACAUUAAAAAUUGCGGAUUUUGGUUUCGCGAGGUUCUUACAAGAUGGUGUAAUGGCUGCAACUUUAUGUGGGUCACCAAUGUACAUGGCACCUGAAGUUAUAAUGUCACUCCAAUACGACGCAAAAGCAGAUCUUUGGUCUUUAGGAACAAUAGUAUUUCAAUGUCUUACUGGAAAGGCUCCGUUUCAAGCUCACACGCCUCAAGCUUUAAAAUUGUUUUACGAGAAAAAUGCUAAUCUUGGUCCUAAAAUUCCACCUGGAACGUCGCCAGAACUAUCAAAUUUGUUGAUGGGUUUGCUGAGACGCAACGCUAGGGAUCGGAUGCCUUUUGACGAGUUCUUUGGGCAUCCUUUCCUUCAAGGUUCCAGGGAAAGUCCAAGCCCGAUCCCUGCCGAGCUUCCUGCUUCUCCAGGAACAUUAGCUAUCCAAGAAGGAGCCCAGGCAGUUACAAGAUCAGAACCAGAAACGACCAGUCCGUGCUCCAGUCCUGAGGAUGACUUCGUGCUUGUACCAAGUGACCUCAGCAGUGACACAGACAAUAAUACCAACACGCAGCAAGCGAAGUAUGCAAAACAAACAAGUAGAGAGGCGGUGAGCCCACCACGACCAUGUUUCCUCCCCAUUUCGGAACCGAUUCCGGUACCUUCCCAAAAAAGUGUUGUACAUCCGUCGUCGCCUUCUACUAAUGGAAGGUCGGGAAGCAGCGUAGUUCCUCGCUCGCAACCUAUUAGUAUGAAACGCAGUGUGGAUACUCAUAGGAGCCAUGCUCCCGACAUCGGUUCCCUCAGUCCACCCAGUGUUCAAUUCGUCAUUGGCACCCCACCCAGCAGGAGAUUGAGCGAGACACCGCCUCCACCAAAUACGUGGCAAGUUAGCCCUGUGGCGAGGCAUUCGCACACUUCCAGUGGAACAUCGCCAUUGCGGCGAUCAUCUGGAAAUAAUAGCGCGUCCUCGCCUCUGCUAACGGGACCAUUAGCCGUAUUAGGUUCCCCCACAUCGAAAGCGUUUCAGGAUAAUAACAACACACUGAGGCAUUCGCCAGUUAUCCCUUUUGGUACCAGGGCUGUCACUCUUCCUGAAAUAUCUGAGGCGGGUAGUUUCCAAAAUCUUUUGCCCGACGUAAAUCCUAUAAUAACGGACGAUCGACCGUUAACGUUCAUCGCCCCCGAACUCCCGGAGGAAACGCUUUUGGAACGAGAACACAACGAAAUAUUAGCCAAGUUGAACUUUGUUGUCGCGUUAUGUGAAUGUGUAUGCGAAGUAGCGAGGACAAAAGCAGGACCUUUGGGAGCUCCUUUAGGUGGUAUCGAACAAGCGAGCACCGCGGCAACGAAGAGACGAGCGGAACAAGUAAUUUUGCUUGUGAGAGCUCUUCAGUGGCUCAGUUCUGGUUUAAGUCUCGCGACUCAACAACUUAAAGCUGGUCGGUUGCAACCGACUGCCAGUGUUAAAGAAGUUGUGAAUACCAUGAAUGAAAAAUUUAGAACGUGCCUCUUGGAAUGUAAGCAGCUCAACAGUGCCGGGCUUCUUCAUCAGACAGGAGUCACGGCAGAUAAAAUUCUCUACGACCACGCAGUACAUAUGUGUCAGUCAGCAGCACUCGACGAAUUGUUCGGCAAUCCUGCAGAGUGUUUUCAACGGUAUCACACAGCGCAGAUACUUCUGCAUUCUUUAUCACAGCGCGUCAGUCACGGUCAAGACAACGCCCUCCUUAUUAAAUACAAAGACGCCGUUGAAAAACGUUUGUACGUACUUCAACAACAAGGCUACAUUUACGCUACCGACCCCACAUAGCGCUUAUGAAAUCCGGCAGCAGAUUACAGAGACCCGCCCAAGCCCAUACCAUGCUCGAUACCUCUUCUCUGUAAGAUAUUCUGCCCUAUUCUGUAUAAAAACUGUUACUCCAUCGAUCAUUAAGAUCGCGCUGCGAAGAUGACAUUGUAGAAAAACAAAAAAGUAAGUUUAAUGAUAUCUAAUAUAGUAAAAACUUGUUAGAUCGUACGCAGAAUAGGGUAGAUCGCUCGGUGGAAGAAUAACGAAAGUGAUUUGCGAUGUUUCUUUAUAUGAUUUACUAAUAAUGCGAGUAAUGAAUUAUAUAUAUAUUGUAAUGUACGUACGGUUGAUUGACUAACCUUUAUUUCAUAUCAAACAAUAAACAUGUGUAUACUAA
This is a messenger RNA of Ceratina calcarata, 3224 nucleotides long. RefSeq names its product serine/threonine-protein kinase unc-51-like protein Atg1 (gene Atg1). Gene Ontology annotation, cellular component: phagophore assembly site membrane; cytosol; cytoplasm. Gene Ontology annotation, biological process: autophagy of mitochondrion; autophagosome assembly; reticulophagy. Gene Ontology annotation, molecular function: protein serine/threonine kinase activity; ATP binding. NCBI's taxonomy places the organism in Eukaryota, Metazoa, Arthropoda, Insecta, Hymenoptera, Apidae. The record is from RefSeq and is a predicted model, not a curated record. The coding region runs from base 587 to 2848 and encodes 753 amino acids. The transcript is spliced from 13 exons.